AUGGCUAACUAUCUCGCCUCCAUUUUCGGAACAGAACAGGACAAGGUCAACUGCUCCUUCUACUAUAAGAUUGGCGCCUGCCGCCACGGCGACAGAUGCUCGCGAAAACACGUCAAGCCGUCCUACAGCCAGACCAUCCUCCUACCGAACCUCUACCAGAACCCGGCGUAUGAUCCAAAGAACAAGAUGAACGCGUCGCAACUGCAGAACCACUUUGACGCUUUCUACGAGGACUUCUGGUGCGAGAUGUGCAAGUAUGGCGAACUCGAGGAGGUGGUGGUUUGCGACAACAACAACGACCAUCUGAUCGGCAACGUCUAUGCGCGAUUCAAGUACGAAGACUCGGCGCAAGCAGCGUGCGACGCGCUGAAUAGUAGAUGGUAUGCUGCGCGGCCGAUAUACUGCGAAUUGAGUCCCGUCACCGAUUUCAGAGAGGCAUGUUGUCGAUUGAACUCGGGCGAGGGCUGUGUACGAGGCGGAUUUUGCAAUUUCAUCCACAGAAAGGAACCGAGUCCCGAGCUCGAAAGGGAACUGGAGCUCAGCACGAAGAAGUGGCUGAAGGAGCGCGGCAGAGAUGACAGGAGCGUGACCCGAAGUCCCAGCCCCGAACCGACGAGGAAGAGAUUUUAG
This is a messenger RNA of Capronia coronata CBS 617.96, 630 nucleotides long. RefSeq lists its product as uncharacterized. Gene Ontology annotation, molecular function: pre-mRNA 3'-splice site binding; metal ion binding. Gene Ontology annotation, biological process: mRNA splicing, via spliceosome. The transcript is spliced from 2 exons. The coding region runs from base 1 to 630 and encodes 209 amino acids. The record is from RefSeq and is a predicted model, not a curated record. Gene Ontology annotation, cellular component: spliceosomal complex; U2AF complex. Lineage: Eukaryota; Fungi; Ascomycota; Eurotiomycetes; Chaetothyriales; Herpotrichiellaceae.